AUCUCCGAGUCCGCCAUCUUUGGAGCUGCGCUGUGAUUGGUCGGUAGGCUAUGUCGUCACACGUCACCUGACGUGCUUCGUCGCUGUCUACAGAGAUCAGUUGUUGCUUUACCGCCAUCUUGUGGAUGGUAAUACAAUCAUUUAUGAAGACUAAAACCUGUAUUAAUAAAAUUAAAAUUAAAGGAAGUUCUUUUUCAACUAGGUCCCUCUUUGAUUGACUGUCGAUGCAGUAAGUAGAACGAUUACCUCUGCAUUGUGAAACACAUUACGACCGUGGGGCGUACCACGUGACCCGGCUGUCAAACAUGGCCGCCUCCUGCUGGCUGUGGGAGGAGCGACAGCUGACAAAGAAAGAAAUCCUGACAGUUUAAAGAAUUCACGUCACAACGCGGCAUCGUCCGCAUGACGGUAAACCAACACGCAAGAAACAUGACCCGCAUGAGGAACUGACAGAGGAAGAUCUUCGCCGUCUCACUAGGCAGCCGCCAUGGAAAUCAACCCAGUGCUGGUGGAGUCCGCUGUGGUGUCGGCGGUGGUGCUGUGCGUCCACGUGGCGGUGUGGAACCAGCACUCAUGGUGCGCCGUCGCUCUCUUCAUCCAGGCCUUCUAUGUCCAGCACAAAUGGGACCGCCUGCUCAAGUCCGGGGGCGCCGUGUUCCAGUUCCGUCCCGCGGCCAACAGUGGCAUUGUUCCGGCGUCCAUGGUAAUGCCCCUGCUUGGUCUGGUGCUGAGGGCAAAGUGCUCGGAAGCGGGGAGCGUCCACUUGGAGCGCUUCUCCAUGGUGGUGACGGUCAGCGGCAUGACGCUGGCGCUCUUCCUCUCGCUGAUCGCGCUGGGCAUCACCCGGCCCGUUCCCACCAACACUUGCAUCAUCGCCGGCUUGGCUGCCAGCGCCGUCUUCUACACUGCCAAGCAGACAUUGACUGUGUCUGAGGUUAUCGAGGUGCUGGAGGUGCUGCUGAUCUUCGUCUACCUCAGCCUGAUUGUGUUGUACCUGCUGCCACGCUGCUUCACACCCGGCGAGGCCCUGCUUGUGGUGGGCGCCAUCAGCUUCGUGGUCAACCAGCUCAUCAAGCGCUCGCUGAGUCUGCCGGAGGCAAAGGGUGACCCCGUCCAGUACCUCCUGCCCGUGCUGGUGGUGGGCUCGUUGCUGCUCGGCAUCUUCUUCGCUUUGCUCUUCUGUUUCAUGGAGUCCGAGACAUGGGUGUCGUCUCUUUUCUUCCACACGAUGACAGCCGUGCUGGGCCUGGGCGUCAUUAUGCCGUGGCUCUCGCUCUUCAUCGGACGCCAUCCUAUCACGUGGCUGUGGGACUUUGUCACGCUCAAUGACCGGCGACUUGGCUUGAUGGGGUACUGGGUCUUGCUGUGUGCCUUGGCUACGUGUGUGGUCCUGCACCAGAACCACCAGCGCCAAUCUGGGUCCAAGAAGCACCAGGCCUCCACGGUCGUCCGGAAGUACUUCCAUCUCAUCAUGGUGGCCACCUUUGUUCCGGGGCUUCUGUAUGACCGCCAGCUGCUGCACGUGGCGUCUGUGGGCUGCUUGGCCGUCUUCCUCUUCCUGGAGUACGUACGUUACUUUCGCAUCAAGCCACUGGGUCAGCCGCUGCGGCAGCUACUCACUUUGUUCCUGGACGAGCGUGAUUCCGGACCCCUCAUCCUGACCCACAUCUACCUGCUCCUCGGCAUGGCCCUCCCUGUAUGGCUCUUCCCGGGUGCCUGCACGCCAAAGGGGAUUCUUCCAGGCGCCGGCGGCCUGGUGCCCUACGCUGGCGUUCUCGCCGUUGGGGUGGGCGACACCGUGGCCUCGGUCUUCGGUAGCACCAUGGGGGAGAUCCGCUGGCCCGGCACCAAGAAGACGACGGAGGGGACGGCGACAUCCGUGUUUGCCCAGAUCAUCGCCGUGGCCAUUUUUCUCAUCUUUGACGGCGGUAUCAACUUAAACUCCACCUACUCGUGGAUUGUGGGCUCCAUCACACUGGUGGCCAUGCUGGAGGCGUACACCUCCCAGAUAGACAACCUCCUCCUGCCCCUCUACCUCCUCAUCCUGCUCAUGCUCUGACAGGAACAGCAACGGCCCCCUUUUAGAAUGUUUUAAUGGCAAAAGAAAAACAUUUGUGAUGUGAGGGAGGCAAAUUGACAAGCUUCAAUCAAAGUAUGAACUAUGGAAAUAUAUGUAAAUGAGCACAAAAUUGCCUCUGAAGAACAUUUAAGUUAUCCCUUCAUGUUUAUUUAUGAA
Doryrhamphus excisus (bluestripe pipefish) is the source of this 2236-nucleotide messenger RNA. RefSeq names its product dolichol kinase (gene dolk). Gene Ontology annotation, cellular component: endoplasmic reticulum membrane. NCBI's taxonomy places the organism in Eukaryota, Metazoa, Chordata, Actinopteri, Syngnathiformes, Syngnathidae. Gene Ontology annotation, molecular function: dolichol kinase activity. Gene Ontology annotation, biological process: dolichyl monophosphate biosynthetic process. The record is from RefSeq and is a predicted model, not a curated record.